This is a messenger RNA of Chondrus crispus (carragheen), 186 nucleotides long. RefSeq lists its product as hypothetical. Bases 1 to 186 code for a protein of 61 amino acids. NCBI's taxonomy places the organism in Eukaryota, Rhodophyta, Florideophyceae, Gigartinales, Gigartinaceae. The record is from RefSeq and is a predicted model, not a curated record. The transcript has a single exon.
AUGGGGAACUCAACCACAUAUCGACUGAGAGGUUUCAUUAUUGUUUUUCUGCGAAAAACUGAGCGACACGCGAAUACAGAAAGCCAAACCGUGCAACUCAGUUACAGGGAAGUCGUUCUCCGUCAAUGCGGGAUGGCAUAUGAGACGAUUUCGCAGUUUGCCGUACUUAUAGAUUCAAGAUGUUGA